GUUCCAACAGAGUUUGAGAGACUUUCGCAAAGAAACAUCAUCCCGGCUCCAACUAGCGUCAUGAAGUUCCCAUGAGCACUCGCGCAACCUCACCUCGCGAGGAGUAAGAACAGCCAACUUUUGGUAGGUGUUGUGCGCAAGUCAGGCCAUCCGCACUAAAUUAAUCACAAAACCAGCGCCGUUGCAACGUCGAGGCUUCAUGGGCCAAUUGGAAGUUAAACCCAGCUCCCCGGGCGUUUAAUCGUCGAGCCUUCAGAGGAGCACAGUUUCAACCGAUCUUACGGGCUCCAUCAUUGUGACAAACUGCCCAGCGCGAGAAGUGGAUUGCCUUUCCCGCGUUCAAUCCAUUUGCUAUUUCCGCAGAAUCUCUGUUCGGCUUGUUUCGUCCAAUCCAUCCGCGAAGUACAGCAGCACUCACCUAACAUCACGACGACGAUGUCCCUCCCUGAAGUACAGGACGCAGUAGAGCGGUUCGGUUGCGAGCUGAAUGAUAUCUGUCGCAAAGCGAAAGAAAGGCAAGCCGCCGCUCUGAGCGACCUGGAUGCAGAGACGCCGGUACUCCAAACACAAGUCAGAGCGAUUGACGAACGAAUCAGAGAGCUACAGGAGAAGAUAAGGACGUGUCGACGAGAAAGAAAUGCUGUUUCUGAACGACAAACAGAGAUCGAGGAGGCCUUCGAUGCGUCUGUUCAGCACAUGCGCAAGGUUUCAGCCUUACCAAAUACUCAGACUCUACUUGACUUCAUGAACGGCGGAAAUCCGGUUUCCUCGAAUCGCGUGUCGCCCAUGUCACCUUCUUCGGCAGGAUUCUUCUUAGACCCCCGCGUGGAAGCAGGUCACGCUGAUGAGCUGGCUCUGGUUGCCCAAGAACAGAGUCCGUAUCAUCUAGCGUCACCUGCGUCCAUCUCCGUUUCGCCAGCGAAGAGACGAGCCGAAGACGCGCCCGAGGCGUUAGGCAAACGCCUUCGCAGUGUACCCUCAGCUGUUAAAUCGGUUGAGAAGACGAUCCGCUUCGAUGAGCUUUACGACGAUGGAACUGCGAGAUACAAGCACAGGAUCGUCCAGUACAACGAAGAAUGGUUUAUCCUCAGGUGCGACGAACACAAUAUGCACUUUCCGUACAGAGCGGCCUCUGCGGCAGGUUCCCAUCUGAAAGCCUACGCUCACAAUGGGCCCUCAGCUGCUCUUCCGGCCGUCAUCGAGGCUUUCGGUAUUCGAGUCAUAGGAUGUGACAAAGAAAAGGCCGAGCUGAAUAAUGAGAGAUUUCAGAGGGCUUUAGAUGAUGGAUACCAGGUGUUGAAGUCCGCCAAGCGACGCAACGCACUCGGAAGCAUGCGAGGUGAUGAUGGUGACAUGGUUGAGGAAAUCGUAGUCGCUUGUCCGAAUGACUCCAGGUCUCUCGUAUGCGUUCGUCAAUCUUCCGUCACGGCAUCAGACAUCACCUUGCUGAACGAUGCCGCAAACCCUCAUAGCGAGGCACGCGGUGUUGCCGGUGCUCUCGGAAUCGGCACUUGUGGACAGCAAGGACUGUGUGAAGAAGAAGGACGCGAAGGGUUCACGGCAGUGGCGAGCGGUGCUAAUCCGUCGGCGAUGGAGCGUAAACAGCACAAUAGUUCUGCCGAACAAUGCGGAUGGAAAGAGGCGAGGAAUGCAAUCAACAGAAAUCACGAAAGCCAGCCAAGCACAACGUUGGAGCAGACGUGCUCCACGAUAGCUGUCUGUAGUCAGGCAGAUGGAUCGUUGGGGGAUGAUCAACAAAGCGAUAUGACCAGCUCGGGGCAGUGGUGGCAGGUAGUUGCUUGAGACUGCCUGCGGUGUCUCAUCACGCAGGCAUGAGGCGAGGGUAACAGCAUGAUACGUAUAUUUUUGACUAUCAGCGACGUUCAAGGAUCCGUUCAAAUUGCUGUAUCAUUGCUCCAUGGUGCCACGAUGUGUGAUGAGGUAUGCUUCCGGCACAAAUUUGUUCUUCCAAUGUGCACGAUGGCAUCUUGUUACCGGAUGAUUCGGCCUCCCCUUGGACCCUGAUGAGAGUCGCCCGCGACGUAUGGAGGGUGGGGCGGCACUGGUUAGAUAAU
Molecule: messenger RNA, 2075 nt
Organism: Colletotrichum godetiae
Lineage: Eukaryota; Fungi; Ascomycota; Sordariomycetes; Glomerellales; Glomerellaceae
Exons: 3
Coding region: 436-1803 (455 amino acids)
Source: RefSeq, a predicted model, not a curated record